This is a messenger RNA of Thunnus maccoyii (southern bluefin tuna), 5636 nucleotides long. RefSeq lists its product as uncharacterized. Gene Ontology annotation, molecular function: signaling receptor activity. The transcript is spliced from 7 exons. The coding region runs from base 2003 to 3481 and encodes 492 amino acids. The record is from RefSeq and is a predicted model, not a curated record. NCBI's taxonomy places the organism in Eukaryota, Metazoa, Chordata, Actinopteri, Scombriformes, Scombridae.
UUUUAUUUUGAAGGCUCCCGUUGUGUGUUGUUAAUUACCGCCAGCUUGACACUGAAUGAGGUUUUUAAUGCUCGUUUUAUACUUCAGAAUCACCCGGCAGAGCGGAGCUUUCUUCCGUUACGGCUGGUUGGUGCUAGAAUGGAGCAGCUGGAGGGACGAUUCGCGAAACUUUCGCGAGAGUUUACCCGUAACCUAACCCCAACCUCGCGAGAGUUCGUCCCUCCGGCUGAUGCUGCAUUCACGUGCUCCUCAGAUGAUCCCAUUUCCCGAGCUGGGAAGUCAUUCUUCCAAUUUCGGUGUGUUUAUUAGCUUUUAGGUCGUCAUGUGGAAACAACAUGAACGCUACAAAGAAGAUGUUUGUUGACUUUUUUUCCCAGACUUGUUGCUGCACCAGUGCAUUCCCUAAAACCACUUAAAUAUUGCUUUACCUGACUUGUUAUCAGGGUUAAUGCUAAUAAAUAACUUUUCUAACUAAUCUAGAUCAUUCUAUGUGGACAGUAACUAACUACCUAAUAAAUACAUAGCUAAUAAAUAAAUAACUGGCUAAUAAAUAAAUAAGGGCUAAAUAAUUUUUCUAACUAAUCUAGGUCACUCUACAUGGACAAUAACUAAUGGUUACAACCUAAUACCAUAUUACAACUUACAUGUGAGCAAAAAGUUAAUAUGCAAUAUUUGAAUCAGUAAAAAGUUUCUUCCCAUCAACCAAACUACUUCGUCCAUCAUGUUUCUGCAUAUAUGAUGUCAACAUUCGGCAAGUCGUAUGCCAAAAUUUUAACCGAUUUACCGAGUGGUUGUUUUCUGAUUUCAUAAUGCUCAGUUGGGAACUCAUUUUUCCGAUUACUCCAACAUCACAUGAAUGCCACAUGAUCCAACCUUCCGGGGCUGCACACUGUAACCGCCCCGCCGUGUCACCCAGUCAUAUAAUCGAACAACUUCCAAGUGUUACUCAAUAAAGGUCAAAGCUUUCUACAUUUUUGGACCUUCAAACUCUUUUCUCCUGCCAAAGACAUGAAAGAAAAAAAUAAAUCAGAUGUCACAGACAACCUUGAAUGUUAAAAACAGGACACACCUAGUUAAAAGCACUAUGACCUAAUCAAGACAGAAAAGGGUUACAAUAUUCACAAUGAAGCAUUUACUGAAAACAAUCUGUGCCUGACUAUUUAAUAUAAAUGUAAACAAUAUUUGGUUUUUGGUUAUUCCAACAGUAGUGUCAUUGUUAGUGUCUAUAUACACCAGGUGGAGCCAAAGAUAGGCUCCUCUUUUGUAAAGAAUCAAUAUGACCUAAUAUCUUAUACUUUAACAUGCUUGAAAUACAAUGGUGAUUCUGGAAGAGAGCAUACAAAUAUUUAAGAAGCAUAGGAUUUUUUUUUUAAUGAGAAUGAGGAGCCCUGACCUGUCAUUAGGUCCACAGUACUAACAAGGUGUACAUGUGUACCACCAACAUCAAAAUGACCUGUAAAAUACUUGUUCUCCAACCUUUAGUGGCCUUCACAGUCACAUUUAUUCACCAACAUACCAUCUAUCUGUUGUAAUCUUCACUCCCUGUCCACGUUCACAAAUAUUGAUUGAGCUACCCCUCAAUUCAACCAAGUGCCAUUCACCUUUAACAUAUUUGCAAGACCCGGAAAACAGGAUGUGGAUAACAGGAUAUCCAGGGAAACUGUCUAUUUUGUCUGAUGACGUCACAUCACAGGUUGACACUGUCGACAGCCUUUAUUAACUGCAGUUAUACCAGCAUUAUGUUCAAACCGUUAUCAGGCGAGUAACAUGAGGGCAAAGUGCAUCAAAUAUCAUGAUAGGUUUAGGGUUUAUGAGCAAGGCAGUGACAUAUUUGUGAGUGCCCCUUUCUCUCUGAGUUGCUCACUGUUCAUCACUGCUGUCUCAGGUGAGCAACACAAACUGACACACCAUUUCCACAGGCUGUAGGUUUACAGUACAGGACACAGAACAGUGGAAACAGCUAAAAAGCUAAAAUCGAUUUGACCUGGCUAAAGAUUUCUGUAUGAAAAGCUGCUCUGUUUAUUCUGGUGUUUACAGGAUGUUCAAGUUGGUGCUCCUGUUCCUGACACUGUCAGGCCUCCAAGCCGCCCCAAUCGCAGCCCCUAGAGGUUUGCAGAAGGCAUCUUCCUACCAGCUUCCUGAUGGUUUUCGGCAGGGCACUGAACACUUUGACAUCCUUGAAGCUGUUCCUGAUAGCUUCCGACAAGGUACAGAGCCCUCCAGGAGAUUCCUUGUUGACCUCAACACUGGCCUGGUGCAAGAACACAUCAGUGAGAUGGACAGGAGGGCUGGUUUCAUCCAACCCUCUCUUGGAAAUGGAUUUGGAGAAAUGGACAGAAGACAAUGGCUGAAAGAUGAGGUUCCUGUUGAUAUACCAGCCAAGAAGAAUGGUGGUGGUUGGGUUCGGGUGGAGGAACCCUCUGCUCCGCAUCUCCCAGAUGGUUUCAAACAGGGAACCGAACCCUUCAGGUCUAUCCCAGAUGGUUUCAGACAGGGAACCGAACCCUUCAGGUCUAUCCCAGAUGGUUUCAGACAGGGAACUGAACCCUUUAGGUCCAUCCCAGAUGGUUUCAGACAGGGAACCGAACCCAUCAGGUUUAUCCCAGAUGGCUUCAGACAGGGAACCGAACCCUUCAGGUCUAUCCCAGAUGGCUUCAGACAGGGAACCAAACCCUUCAGGUCCAUCCCAGAUGGUUUCAGACAGGGAACCGAACCCCUAAGGUCUAUCCCAGAUGGCUUCAGACAGGGAACUGAACCCUUUAGGUCCAUCCCAGAUGGUUUCAGACAGGGAACCGAACCCAUCAGGUUUAUCCCAGAUGGCUUCAGACAGGGAACCGAACCCUUCAGGUCUAUCCCAGAUGGCUUCAGACAGGGAACCAAACCCUUCAGGUCCAUCCCAGAUGGUUUCAGACAGGGAACCGAACCCCUAAGGUCUAUCCCAGAUGGCUUCAGACAGGGAACCGAACCCUUCAUGUCCAUCCCACAUGGUUUCAGACAGGGAACCGAACCUUUCAGGUCUACCCGAGAUGGCUUUAGACAGGGAACUGAACUCUCCACCUCCAAGCUCCAAACAAAGACUGUGGCAUGUAAGGGGGAGGUCAUCAACGGAAACUGUUUUGAGUUCAAUCCCAUGCCGCUGGCCUUCCAAGAAGCACAGGCCUCAUGCAGAGCUCUUGGCCCAAAUGCUGACCUUGCAUCUGUAACCAGUGGCGAUUUGCAUUCCCGUCUGGUUUCCCUAGUUACCAAUGGUGGCGCAAGCAGCCCUACGUUGACGUGGCUGGGAGGCACGGUCAAGAACCAGCAGGCUUCAUGGGUAGACGGGUCAGAAUGGAGUUACAGCAAUUGGAUGCCAGGUCACCCCAACAUUCACACCGACAAACCUGUCUGUGUGGAGAUGUUCAAGAUAGAUGAGAGCUGGUGGACGGCUGCCGACUGUGAACUGAAGAGAGCAUCCAUCUGCUCGUACCCGAUCACUGCAUGAAAACCACAAAGAAACAGCAUAAGAGAGCGGCCCUCUUGAUUUGAGAUGUGUGAACUGUGCAUCUACCAGCGCUUCACUAUGUCUAUUUGUAUCAACUUUAAUAAAACAUAGCAUGUUACAUCUGCGUGUUUCUGUCUAAAAAACACAACAUUUUUAUCUCAGCCACAGCAGUCACUUUAUUCUUCUGUUAACCGUUUACAGCGAAGACCUCAGACAUAUAAACCACAAAUUUGUACAGUUCAUUUAAAUUUAGACAAGACUUUAAUGAUCAUUUUCCACUUGUGUAUACAAAGCAGUUUGUACAGAUUAGGGAGCCAAGUUAAAACAAUUUGUUACAAUUUAGUACCUGGAAAGUGCAAAAGUACAUUUCAAAUACGCAGAAAUAAAAAUCAUGCUGUACAUUAUAUACUGUUUUCAUAAAUAAUCACAGAUAUACACACAUCCAUUUGGUGACAGUCACAGAGAUGUUGCUAAGACACAAAAUAGUACUUUUUGAUUUUGCUUUGAAGUCCUUUUUAUUCUUGGUUCCCAUUGAAACUGUGGAGGUUUAACUUCUGGAAUGCUGCUUUCAUUUGAUUUACUGCAAGGUCGGGGACAAUAAGGUUCGGUAAUGAGAAAAACCUAGCUCUAUGUUAACACCACACUGGGAUAAAGGCACUCCGUUUGUUGCAGUCGAGGAAGUCGGUUUGACAACUCAAACAGUGGUCUUUUGUCUGAAUGACAAAUGUGGAUGAACAAAAGAAAAAACCUCAUUGAAAAAACAUUGUAUGCACCUUUCACAGAAAUCUCUCAAAGAAGGACACAAAUUGGUCUUUGCACUACAUCUCGCUGUGACUCUUAAAUAAAAACUAAAUACAAAAUCACCUUGAAAAAAACAAACAAACAAAAAAAAAAAUGAAAAAAAGAGAACCAUUAGAGCAACUGUGUGUCCAAUGCUGAACCCAUGACUGAGCCAAAACAAUCAGCGGCUGCCAUGGUUCAGAGUCAGAGACACCAUAUCAACAUGUCUGAUGAAAUCAAGAAUUUGGCUAUUAAAAAAUAAACACAUGCAUCACUGGCAUGUCCUCACACACAUACACACACACUCUCGCGCUGACACACACACACACACACACACUCACAAGUAUGGUGCAAAAAUAUAAAUCACACAGUCUCAUCCACAGGAGCUUCAUACUGUGGCUUUUUUUUUGUGAUUCUGAUAUUACAGAGUUGAAGAAUAAAGAAAUCACAUUCACGCACGAACAACAUGUCUCCCGAGCGAACCUGACCGAAGCAUGCGAACCUUCUUGAUGCCCCAUGAGAGAAAAAACUCUGAAAUCAGUUACUUCACAAUGAGCAGGAAGGAGAAUGAGAUGUAAAAACAAUAAAAGUCUGAGGCAAUGAUGAAAGCUAAAGGCAGCUGGGGGUGAGGGGAGGAGGUUCCAUGGUGGGUUAGGUUACAUUUACCGUCCCAGUUAAGCUUUAGGAAGACUGGAGAUGGUUGGCAGAUCAACCACUACGGGAAGGAAAAAAACAGGAAAAGGGAUCGACCGGCCCUCGACGAAGGAGCUGUAUUGCUGUUAACACUGACAUGUCAUGAAGCCCUUGAGGAUAUUUUCUUUCUCCUUCUUUUACAGGUAGUCUGAACAGUCAGAAGAGUUUAAAAUAUGCCAUACUGAUAUCUGUAUUCAAGAUGCACUAGAAACAAAGUGUGUACAAAAACGGCUACUUUUACUCAUAAAUAAACAUGGAUUCAAGUAACUUAAAAACAUUCGAUGAAGCACAGAGAGCCAUGUGUUGCGUGAUUUCAAGGAGCCCUGACCAGCCUCUUUUUCUCUGUACUGCUGUGAUAAAUCUUCACGUGGAAGCUUGUUGUGUUUAAGAAUGUAGUGUUUCGCUUGUAGUGAGAUUUUUUUUUCUUUACAAAACUAGAUAUCUUAAAUCAUUAAAGACAGACGCAAUGUUUCUCAAACAAAUAUCCAAAUGUAAAAGUUCACCAAAAAAAAAAAAAAAAAAAAAAAAAAAAGCUCCAUCACUGUGUUUCCUACCUAAUCUCAAAAUGGACCAAAAAUGCCAUGCACACAAACAGAUGCCAAGUCGCUGGGCACAUGCAUACAUUUGUCAAAAAAAAAAAAAAGAAAAGAAAAACCCAAAAUAAGAAACGAAAACAAAGAAA